Contarinia nasturtii (swede midge) is the source of this 1731-nucleotide messenger RNA. RefSeq names its product nucleolar protein 56 (gene Nop56). Bases 186 to 1646 code for a protein of 486 amino acids. Lineage: Eukaryota; Metazoa; Arthropoda; Insecta; Diptera; Cecidomyiidae. The record is from RefSeq and is a predicted model, not a curated record. Gene Ontology annotation, molecular function: snoRNA binding. The transcript has 4 exons. Gene Ontology annotation, cellular component: small-subunit processome; box C/D methylation guide snoRNP complex.
CUACACAUUUACUCUCAAUAGUUGUUCCUGAAUGCCACACGUGCUCUGUGGGAUCAAAAACACACAUUCUUUCAACAGUGUUUGGUGUGUGGAACAGUGAUUAGUGUACCGUGUUUAAAAGAAACACGUGCUAUAAAGGCAUUCAUUUUAUUUGCCAGUUAAAUUGAUUUCACAAAGAAAUAACAAUGGUGAAGUUACAAGUUCUGUAUGAGCAUGCAGCCGGUUAUGCACUAUUCAAAGUAACUCAAUUCGAAGAAGUGGCCGUACUAUUGCCGCAACUCGAAUCAUCCGUCACCGAUUUGGCAAAAUUCAAUUCGUUGGUAAAAUUGGUUGGAUUUUCACCAUUCAAAACAGCCGUUUCAGCAUUGGAAAAUGUGAACGCCAUCUCCGAAGGUAUUGUACCAGAAGAUUUGGCAUUAUUCUUGGACGGUGCCAUAACAUCCAAAGAAAAGGUCACAUUGGGUGUUGCUGAUGCUAAAUUGGGUGCUGCCAUCAAUGAAGCGUUGAGCAUUAAGACCACACACAUUGGUGUCGUACCAGAGGUGUUACGCGGAAUUCGAUUCCAUUUCCACAAUUUGGUGAAAGGAUUCACAGGCAAAUCGACUGGCGUCGCUCAAUUGGGUUUAGGACACAGUUAUUCACGUGCCAAAGUCAAGUUCAAUGUAAACCGUGUUGACAACAUGAUCAUUCAGUCGAUUGCAUUGCUUGAUCAAUUGGACAAAGAUAUAAACACAUUCUCGAUGCGGAUUCGUGAAUGGUAUUCAUACCAUUUCCCAGAGUUGGCCAAAAUUGUUACCGAAAACUAUAAAUACGCCAAAGUAGCACAGUUCAUUAAAGAUCGUAAAACAUUGACUGACGAAAGCCUUGAGGGUUUGGAAGAGAUUCUUAUGGAUUCAGCUGCUGCACAAGCAAUUAUUGAUGCAUCAAAAAUGUCCAUGGGUAUGGAUAUUUCGGUUGUCGAUUUGAUAAACAUUGAAAUGUUUGCCACACGCGUCGUCAAUUUGUCCGAGUAUCGAAAACGUUUGUCUGAAUAUUUACACACAAAAAUGGAAAGUGUUGCACCAAAUUUGCAAGUAUUGAUUGGUGAUCAAGUUGGUGCCCGUUUAAUUUCACAUGCUGGCAGUUUGACAAAUUUGGCCAAGUAUCCAGCAUCGACUGUACAAAUUUUGGGUGCAGAGAAGGCACUUUUCCGUGCAUUGAAAUCGAGAACAAAUACACCAAAAUAUGGUUUGCUGUAUCAUUCCACAUUCAUUGGUCGUGCCGGUCUUAAGAAUAAAGGACGUAUUUCAAGAUUUUUGGCAAAUAAAUGCUCGAUUGCAUCACGUAUUGAUUGCUUCUUAGAAACACCAACUAGUGUUUACGGUAGUAGUUUGCGACAACAAGUCGAAGAUCGCCUUAAGUUCUAUGAGUCCGGUGAGGCUCCACGAAAGAAUGUUGAAGUCAUGGAAGAGGCAAUGGCUUUGGUCGACACAGAAACAAUUGAAAAUUCAGCAAAGAAGAAGAAGAAGAAGGAUAAGAAACGUAAAUCAGAGGCGGCUGCGGAUGAGACAUUUGAAAAUGGAAAUGGCACAUUGAACACGACCAACGGUGACGAUAAUGGCGAGCCUCCAAAGAAAAAGAAGAAGAAAAAUAAGAAUAAGGAGUAAAAGUCUACUCUUUGAUCGAAUUGAUUUAAUUUUGCAUUUUAUUCAACUGAAUUUAAUAAAAAAAUAUUCAUUUACUACAAAACAA